CAAACACACACUGGAUGUAGAAAAUUGGGUAAAUUUUCAUGUAUUGUUCAGCAGUGCAACGGCCCAAGAUGAGCGCAAGCCGUUUCCGACAGCAGACAGAGGCGAGGGUGCAGGAAGCGCUGCAGCAGCUGGCGCAGCGUGUGUGCGAGCAGGAGCUUACUGCAGACCUGAGGAGGGACGACGCAGCUGAUCCCGAUGCUGAUGCAGGCCACGCUGCAGCCAUUGGCCAGCGCAGAGUGCUGGCUCGCGCACUGGUGCGCCACGUAUCGCCAAACACCAAGCGCAUGCUGGCGCAGCACAGCUUCCUCGACGUCAACGAACAGUACGUCGAGCGAAGAUACGCCGCGGUGGCAGAGAAGUUCUGGAUCAACGGGCACAUGCAACUGGCAUCCCAGCUGCAAGCAUCGGUAGCCAACUUCCUGUCGCAUUCGCUCGAUGGUGUGUCUCGCGAACCAACGCGAGAACACUACUCGCUCCUCAUGCUUCUGCUGGAGCUGGCAAACAACCCCAUGCAUCACCACUACCAACCAUCAGCCCAACCAGUGCACCUCACGACAGAGGAGACGCACGAGCCUGAGCCAUCGCCACUCGAAGGCCUUCAACUCUACAUCAACGGAACGCGACCAAUCGAGUCACAACCAACCAUCCCGGAGCUUGAGGAAAUGACCGAUGAGAGCGACAGUGAUGAAGAGCAACAGCAUGAACAGGAACCAAGCCAACGCAGCCGUCACGCAGGAGAAACAAGGGCACGGGACGAGACAGCUACGGAGCAACGUGAGUCCUUGUCGCUUAGCGGCCACACCACAGUGGACACCAUCCAGAAGCAGCACGAGCACGAACAAUCGCAGGAUGAGGAUGAGGGCGUGGACCAAUGGGAUAUGGACAUUGACCUGGCCGUGUUUACGGAGUUUGCGCAUGCUGCAGCGAGACGACGCAUGGCAGAGACGAAAGCGAGCGAGAGCCCCGGGGCAGUCGAGCGACGGGUCGUGAUGGACAUUUGUGCAGCCAUGCAGGGGUGCACGCGCGUGACCGUGCUUGAGUACAACCGAGAGACAGACACGUUCCACCUUCCGCACACGCUGCCGCCGCUUCCCACCAUCUCUGCGGCUGCGACUCGGCGGCUGCUGGGGCGACUGCUCCACACCACCAAUGCAAUCCACGCCCUCCGCCGCAUCUGCGCCGCCCCUCCAGCGUUUGAUGAGUCGCCAGUUGCGAGCGCAAUUGCAAACGCCGCCAGCACCAUCGUCGCCCACUGGCACGCAGCUGUCACAGACAUCUCGCAACGGUGCAUGACCCUGCUUGCUGUGUCUACCGCUGUUCGGCAAACGUCACGCGGGCUUCUUGACCUCUCCCGUCUCGUCGUCGGACUCCGACAGCAGCACUGGGUGACGUCGCUAAACAUGCUUGACAGGCUUGCUGGUGCGUGGACGCGUGUGCGGGGCCCAUUGCACCACCAGCGGUUAUCACACUCCUCCGCAUCGCCAGCAGCGACGGCCCUGCUCAACGCAAUCCCCUUUGUCUACGCCGAGGCGUGUCGGCCGGUGCUUGCGAGUGCGUAUCUGUGGCUGCUGCGCGGCCAGGCGCUGUCGUGCCUUCCUAUCCGCAUCGCAACCGACACCAACACAUCAUCAUCAUCGUCGUCGUCAAAGCUCAGGUCCGGCCGUCGCGUUACACUUGCGCAGUUGGCGGCUGAGCAGAAUCAGCGCCACCACUGCGACGGUACCGGCACAUUGACUUCGUCUUCUUCAUCAUCACCAGCAUUGUCAUCAUCGUCGUCACCAUUCACCCCAACCGAGUCCUCCCAUGUUUCUUCGUCGCGAAUUGCGUUCGAGCUGGACGGUGAAACGUUUUGGCGGCAGGACGUGCAGCUGGCUGACAACGUGCCAGCGCUGCUUGCCGACUGUGCGGCGAUGUUGGUUGAGGCUGGGAAAGCGACGCUGCUGCUGAUGAAACUCCACGAAUGGCGCGCACUGACGCAACUCAGUAGACACCCAGACCUGCAGCUGCUUCGAUCUCUUGGCGAAGCGCUGCCUGUUGAUCACCAAUCGUCCGCACCACCACCGUCGUCAUCAUCGCGAGAUGGCGGAGAUGGUGGCGGUGGUCCUGAUGACGAGGAUGAUGAUGAACGCCACGACCUCGUCUGGCGGGCUGUUGCGAUGGCGUCUGGCGCUGUGGGGCGCAAAACCGCGCACGAAGGUCUUCACCGGUCGUCCCCAACACAUGUGCAGAGCGUGUUCUUCUUCCAACAGCUGCUCCACCGCUGCGUCCUCUAUGCGCACAGGAUGACCAACACGGCCCUGCUCGCGUGUUUCCGCGAACGACUUCAUCUCAACAAACAUUUGCAUGCGUUGCGCGACUUCUUCCUCAUGUACAAGGGCGACCUUGCGCUGCAGUGGGUUGACAUUGUCACACAACACCUCUCGCGUGGUGGAAAUGCGAAUCUGUGCACGCUGGACUUGGAAGACGCGUGUGCCGUCCACGCGCCGUUCCUCAACGCUAGACUGAAUGUGUCUUUUCUCGAGCCGACGAAUGAGAACGCAUUAAGUGGUGUCCACAUCGAGUACAAGGUCGACCCCGUGCUGACGAUGCUGAUCACGCCGGCGCACAUGAAGGAAUACAACGCCAUUCACCAGACGCUGCUGCUGCUCAAGCAGGCCAGGUGGACCUUGGAGAACCUCUCCUUCCGACGAGACUUUGAGAUGGGCGCGGUGUCGCACGGGUGCAUGAUUGUGCGGGCGCGGCUGCUGUAUUUCGUGCGCGUUCUUGACGAGUACACCAUGCAUCGAGCCCUCGCUGAGCCGAGCAAGACCGCCGAUCAGCAGCUCAUGCGCGCAAACACCAUCGAAGACAUCCAUCGCAUCCACUCCACCUUCGUCGCCACCGUCAAGCGGCGCGUCCUGCUGCCAGGGACGCUGCAAUUGUAUGUGUUGAACCUCCUCAACGCUGCCCUCAAGUUUGGUCUCAUUUGCCGCGCCAAGAUCGACAGGUUAUCUGAGCUGCAGCGCGCUGAGAUGGACAGCUAUCGCGCCGUCAAAGCGCUCGUCAAAGUCCUCGAGUCUGCCGACGCCCGCCGCUUCCCGCACGUGUCUGCGCUCGGCGCGCAGCUGUCUGGUGGCGACCAGUGGCGGUCAAAGUUCCAACGCGUGCUGUGA
Messenger RNA from Salpingoeca rosetta, 3152 nucleotides. RefSeq lists its product as uncharacterized. NCBI's taxonomy places the organism in Eukaryota, Choanoflagellata, Craspedida, Salpingoecidae. The coding region runs from base 39 to 3152 and encodes 1037 amino acids. The transcript is spliced from 20 exons. Gene Ontology annotation, biological process: microtubule nucleation; mitotic cell cycle; meiotic cell cycle. Gene Ontology annotation, cellular component: equatorial microtubule organizing center; centrosome; spindle pole. The record is from RefSeq and is a predicted model, not a curated record. Gene Ontology annotation, molecular function: microtubule minus-end binding; gamma-tubulin binding.